Molecule: messenger RNA, 834 nt
Organism: Rotaria sp. Silwood1
Lineage: Eukaryota; Metazoa; Rotifera; Eurotatoria; Philodinida; Philodinidae
Source: the annotation of a GenBank genome assembly
AUGUUUAUUUUUUCAUUUUUGAUUGGACUUAGUUGGUCUAUCUUUAGAAUUGUUUUUUCUGAUCGAAAUGAUAAUGGUUUCGAAGAACAGAGGUCACCAUUGAUCUUUUGUUUUGUACUUAGUGCAAAUGAUCGUCAUUUAACAUCAUCACAAGCAAUUCUAUAUAGUUGGGGUAAACGAUGUGAUCGAUUUUAUUUUGUUACACGUCUCCAAAAUACUAGCAUUCAAUUAAUGAUGUUAGAACAUUUUGAAAACACAAGUGAUGUAAAAUCAACUACAAUAACUCAAAAUACAUUCGAUGUUCUUUCAUAUAUUCAAGAAGCAACACUGUUUUCAACGUAUCGAUGGUUUUUACGCGCAAGUGAUGAUUCAUUUGUUAUUAUACCGAAUCUUCGAAGACUUGUUAGUCAAUUAGAUAAUGAAGACAUAUAUCGUCCAUUAGCUUAUGUUGGUGAUGUUGAACAAAUGUAUGAAAAAUAUAAUAUAGCAACAACUGGAUCAGUUAUGUUAAUUAAUCGUUUGGCAAUAAAUCGUUUAACAACAGGUGAUCUCGAAGAUGAUGACAAUGAGUUCGAAAGACAAAAAUGUCUAACAGAUAUGGUCUAUGAUCAUGAAUUUGUUAGAUGUAUGAGAAAAAGUACAAUUAUAGUAAAUCCUAUGAAUGAUAAUUUGAUUCUUUCGCAAAAUUUAUCAACUUACAAAAUGGAUAAACGAUUAAAGGGUACAUGUUGCAGUCCAAAUACAGUUGCUUUUCGUUCAAGCAAUGAAACAGACAUGUAUAAAUUUGAAUUUCUUUAUCAUAGACUUGAUCCAUUAACAAAAAUAAAUAAAUAA